Maudiozyma saulgeensis is the source of this 1410-nucleotide messenger RNA. The record is from the annotation of a GenBank genome assembly. Lineage: Eukaryota; Fungi; Ascomycota; Saccharomycetes; Saccharomycetales; Saccharomycetaceae.
AUGACUUACGCUCUAUCCCAACAACACAAAGAAAUGGUCACUGGCCAUCUAAAGGAAACUGAUCCUCAAUUAGAAAACUUAAUUGAAUCAGAAAUCGACAGACAAAGACAUUCUGUUGAUUUAAUUGCUUCUGAAAAUUUCACCUCUACCGCUGUAUUCGAUGCAUUAGGAACUCCUUUAUGUAACAAGUACUCUGAAGGUUAUCCAGGGGCUCGUUACUAUGGUGGUAAUGAAUUCAUUGAUCAAAUUGAAACUCUAUGUCAAGAUAGAGCUUUAGAAGCCUUCCAUGUCACUCCAGAUAAAUGGGGUGUCAAUGUACAAACUUUAUCUGGUUCUCCAGCUAAUUUACAAGUUUAUCAAGCUGUUAUGAAGCCUCAUGAAAGAUUAAUGGGUUUAUAUUUACCAGAUGGUGGUCAUUUAUCUCAUGGUUACGCUACUGAAAAUAGAAAAAUCUCUGCUGUUUCUACUUAUUUUGAAUCCUUCCCAUAUAGAGUUGAUCCAGAAACUGGUAUUAUCGAUUAUGAUACUCUUGAAAAAAAUGCUAUCUUAUAUAGACCAAAGGUUUUAGUCGCUGGUACUUCUGCUUACUGUCGUUUAAUUGAUUACAAGAGAAUGAAAGAAAUUGCUCAAAAGUGUGGUGCUUAUUUAAUGGUUGAUAUGGCUCAUAUCUCUGGUUUAGUCGCUGCUGGUGUUAUUCCAUCUCCUUUCGAAUACGCUGAUAUUGUUACUACUACUACUCACAAGUCUCUAAGAGGUCCAAGAGGUGCUAUGAUCUUCUUCAGAAGAGGCGUUAGAUCCAUCAACCAAAAGACUGGUAAGGAAGUUCUAUAUGAUCUAGAGAACCCAAUUAACUUCUCUGUCUUCCCAGGUCACCAAGGUGGUCCACAUAACCAUACUAUUGCUGCUUUAGCUACCGCUUUGAAACAAGCCGCUACUCCAGAAUUUAAAGAAUAUCAAUUACAAGUAUUGAAGAACGCAAAGGCUCUAGAAGAAGAAUUUAAGAACUUGAAGUAUAGAUUAGUCUCUAAUGGUACUGAUUCUCAUAUGGUUCUUGUCUCUCUAAGAGAAAAGGGUGUCGAUGGUGCUCGUGUUGAAUACGUUUGUGAAAAGAUUAAUAUUGCUUUAAACAAAAACUCUAUCCCAGGUGAUAAAUCCGCUUUAGUUCCAGGUGGUGUUCGUAUUGGUGCUCCAGCCAUGACUACUAGAGGUAUGAGUGAACAAGAUUUCCACAAGAUUGUUCAAUAUAUUGACAAGGUUGUUAAUAUUGCUGAAACUACCCAGCAUGGUCUACCAAAAGAAGCAAACAGAUUAAAGGAUUUCAAGGCUGCUAUUGAUGCUAACCCAGAUCUAUGGACUGGUCUAAAGCAAGAAAUUUACAACUGGGCUGGUGAAUAUCCUCUAGCUGUGUAA